UCACUCCUUCUCAGCUCAUACAAACUACCAAAUACAAAGCAAGAAAGAGUUGUUUUUAGAGAGCAAAAAAACAUGGCUUCCAAGUGGUGCAUUGUGUUGGUUAUUGCCCUAGCUGUGGCUCACCAUGCCACAGCUAGAACUGUCCCAGCGCCGAAAGACGCUGGACUUAAAGACCAAAAGAACUUCCUCACCUAUGGUGGCGUCGGAGGAUACUCCGGCGUUGGAAACAACGGUCUUCCAUUCGGUGGAGUCGGUGGCGCCGUUGGCGGAGGCGGUGGUGGCAUAAAUGGCGGCAUUGGUGGAGGCAUUGGAAUUGGUGGGGGUGGCGGACUUGGUGGCUUCGGUGGACUAGGUGGCGGUGGCGGUCUUGGUGGUGGAGCUGGCACCGGUGUUCUUCCUGGUGGAGUUGUUCCUUUCCCAUGAAGAAGUUUAAAAAAAAUAUGAAGUGAUGAGUAGUGUUUCUUUGUUGUUGGCUUAGUUAAGUAGAUCCUCUCUAGUAAUAUAUAUUUUGUAAGUGUUAGUUUUGAAGUGAUGUGAGAAUUUCUCUUUCUCUUUUUGGGUAAAGAUUAUGUAAGUGUUGUUUUAUAUAUUUUUCUAGUAUCAUAUAUGUGUUUAUUUAUGUUUUUCCUAUAAAAAAAAUAUUGGAGAAAAUAAAACAACAUAUAUAUCUCUCUUCGUUA
Humulus lupulus (European hop) is the source of this 680-nucleotide messenger RNA. RefSeq names its product glycine-rich protein 5-like. The record is from RefSeq and is a predicted model, not a curated record. Bases 73 to 423 code for a protein of 116 amino acids. The transcript has a single exon. NCBI's taxonomy places the organism in Eukaryota, Viridiplantae, Streptophyta, Magnoliopsida, Rosales, Cannabaceae.